Molecule: messenger RNA, 2040 nt
Organism: Pestalotiopsis fici W106-1
Lineage: Eukaryota; Fungi; Ascomycota; Sordariomycetes; Amphisphaeriales; Sporocadaceae
Exons: 3
Coding region: 1-2040 (679 amino acids)
Biological process (GO): protein phosphorylation; mitotic DNA damage checkpoint signaling
Cellular component (GO): nucleus
Molecular function (GO): protein binding; ATP binding; protein serine/threonine kinase activity
Source: RefSeq, a predicted model, not a curated record
AUGGCUCCACGCGAAAAGAGCCAGCUGAAGCGAGUUCGAGACUCGCCUCACGAAGCCGAUCCCACCAAAAAGCCCAGACGUUCGGAAAGACUAUCCCAGGGCAACGGCGAGCAACUAAAAACUCCCGUCACCAAGAAUCAACAGAAAUUGCCAUCGCCUGUCACGUACCAAGAGGACAGCAGCGGCACUGAGCACUACAAGGAGCCAACAGCCACUCCGCCAAAUGGCAGGCCAAGCCAGGUAGCCCGCAGAACGCCAGAAGACACGCUAGACUCCCAGUUCUCCUCACCACCAAACGACACACAAGCUUUUCCUUCGCAAUAUGUCGACCCCCAAGCCGCCCUAUCCGACGAGGUCGAAGAUGAGGUGAAGGAGGGAGUCUGGGGCUACCUCUUUCCUCUGGAUACAAAAUAUGGAAGAUGUGUGGUUUUGCGCAAAAGAGCACCAUGCCCUUUGCCUGACAGUGUAAGCGAGAUCAAGCCGGUCAAGCGCAAGAACCAAAAGAAGGCCCUGGAGCAAGAAGAGUCCUACGAGGAGUCAAAAACACACGGCACCCCUGCUGGCGGCUACUUGAUCGGACGACACCCAGAGUGUGACGUGAUUGUAGAUGAUCCAGUCAUCUCAAACCGCCACUGUCUCCUCUUUACCGAAAACAAGGGCAAUGACGCCACAGCAGUCUUGGAGGAUCUGUCCAGCAAUGGUACAUUCGUCAACGAGGCGUUGGUCGGCCGAAACCAGCGGAGAGAGCUGCAAGACCAAGACGAAAUCGCCGUCAUGGACAAAGGUCGAUUCAUAUUCCGCUACCCCCGAAGUCGCAUGUCAAGUGCCUUCCUCCAGCAGUACACUCUUUUGGAGCGGCUUGGCAAAGGUCACUUUGCCGAAGUGUUCCUGUGUGUGGAGAAAUCCACCGGCACCAAGUACGCUGUCAAGAUCUUCACAAAGCAGCCUGGUAUGGACGAGAGGUCCAAGACGGACGGCCUGCAACAGGAGAUUGCUGUCCUAAUGGGCGUGAGUCACCCAAACAUUUUAUGUCUGAAGGACACAUUCAACGAGAAGAAUGCAGUCUACUUGGUCCUGGAGCUCGCACCUGAAGGCGAGCUCUUCAACCAUAUCGUGAUGAAGCAGAAGUUCAAUGAGGAUGAGGCUCGAGCAUUGUUUAUACAACUGUUUCAGGGCAUCAAGUAUCUUCAUGAUCGCAAUAUUGUUCACAGGGACAUCAAGCCUGAGAAUAUUCUGGUAGUGGACAAGGAAAUGCACGUGAAGCUGGCUGACUUUGGACUCGCUAAGAUUAUUGGCGAGGAGUCCUUUACUACCACGCUCUGCGGCACUCCUAGUUAUGUUGCCCCUGAAAUCCUUGCAGACGGAAGACAUCGCAAAUACACCGACGCUGUGGACAUCUGGUCCCUGGGCGUGGUUCUGUACAUCUGCCUCUGCGGCUUCCCGCCUUUCUCUGACGAGCUCUACACCAAGGAGUUUCCCUAUACGUUGUCGCAGCAGAUCAGGAGUGGCCGUUUCGAUUACCCAUCUCCUUACUGGGACUCUGUCGGCGACCCAGCCCUGGAUUUGAUCGAUCGGAUGCUAGUUGUUGCGCCUGAGAAGCGUUUCACUGUCGAUGAAUGUCUCUCGCACCCGUGGAUCACUCAGAAGAUGCCCAAUCUGAACGACAGCACGGACGGUCUCGUGGACGGCGUGGGAGGUCUGCAGGUCAACAAGCGUGGCGUCCACCGCGAACGCACAUUGUUGUCCUCGAUCAACGAAGUCACAGUAGCGCGCAAGGUACCACUGGGUCCGGACCAAGAGGACAAGGGGCCUUUGGUGGUGUACGCAAAGAAUCAAACGACCUCUAGUCAUACAAACAUUAAGCCCCAGGAAGCCCGACCAGCUGAUCAGCGGACCGCCAAAGAGUUCAUGGAAAUGGGUGGAAAGGGUGACCAGGCACUUUUCGGCAACGACGACACCAGUUUUUACACCAAAGACGAAGCAUUGGCUGCCAAGGGCAAAUCGACAGUCAAUGGGGAGACAAAAUCCAAUGGACGGUAA